AUGGGGUUCCAGCGCGGCGCUCUAGAUGCGAACCCCACGGGCAGGUCGACCUCACCAAUUCCAAGCACCGCCAACUGGCGGUCCUCAUACAUCUCGACAAAGUCAACCGACGACGCGACACUCAGCAGCCGGGCCGCACCAUCUUCAAACAACAUGGACCCGGAAGCAGAACGCUCCAGGAAGCCACAGUGGCUCAACCAGAUCAAGGACUGGCUGUCCGUCAGCGAACCCUCCGCACAGGCGAUGAAGGAGCAGAGGGACAAGACGUACAAGAAGUUCGGCGUCGACGCAAAGGACCCCCGGGCGGCCGCCAAGCUCCACCUCCCCAUCGGCAAGAUCCCGUCCGGGGCGACGACGUCGACGGCGGGGCCCGCGCCGGAGAAGGCGCUGCUGCGGACCAUGAGGGAGAAGCGGAGGCGGCGGUCGUAUAUGAGCCUGAACGACACGUCGUGCUCGCUGAGCAGCCGCGGGUCCGAGGGGUCGAGCGAGCCUAACCCGGUGACGCCCUGGGAUCCGCGGUGA
This is a messenger RNA of Clonostachys rhizophaga, 522 nucleotides long. The record is from the annotation of a GenBank genome assembly. Lineage: Eukaryota; Fungi; Ascomycota; Sordariomycetes; Hypocreales; Bionectriaceae.